Molecule: messenger RNA, 633 nt
Organism: Fraxinus pennsylvanica
Lineage: Eukaryota; Viridiplantae; Streptophyta; Magnoliopsida; Lamiales; Oleaceae
Source: the annotation of a GenBank genome assembly
AUGCAAGUAAACCUCCUCAAAACUCCAGCACCUCCGCCGGUCAAUAUGUCGCUCUCCCGCCACCUCCUCCGCCAACUGUCCUCCACGCCCAAACCCUCCCCAUCUUCAGCUGCCAAUCUCUCCUUUCUCCGAAGAGACUACGCCCGGAAAGUCAAGGAAAUCCGGAAGGAUUACAUCAAAGAAUUGGAAUCGCAGAGGCUCGAGAAAUUGCGCAAAGACGCGGACAAAAAAGAGGCACUGAGAAUCGCAAAUGAGAGAAAAUCCGCAAAGGCUGCGAAGAAGAAGGCCGAGGCUAUUGAGAGACAGGCCGCCGAAGAAGAGUUCCGGCGAACUGACUCCCCGCGAUCCGAAGCUCAGCUCUCCUUUCUCCGAAGAGACUACGCCCGGAAAGUCAAGGAAAUCCGGAAGGAGUACAUCAAGGAAAUGGAAUCGGAGAGGCUCGAGAAAUUGCGCAAAGACGCGGACAAAAAAGAGGCACUGAGAAUCGCAAAUGAGGAGAGAAAAGCAGCAAAGGCUGCGAAGAAGAAGGCCGAGGCUAUUGAGAGACAGGCCGCCGAAGAAGAGUUCCGGCGAACUGAUGAAGGAAAGAGCAGAGAAGCUCGAAUAUUGGAGGAGGAGACAAAUGAAAAUUGA